Molecule: messenger RNA, 1563 nt
Organism: Parnassius apollo (apollo)
Lineage: Eukaryota; Metazoa; Arthropoda; Insecta; Lepidoptera; Papilionidae
Source: the annotation of a GenBank genome assembly
AUGACACAAGGAGAGGUUUGGCCAAAACCUCAGCAUGAAACGACGGAAAACGCUUAUUUCACCUUCAAUCCUUCUAAUUUUAAUGUUAAGGUGACGAAUCAAACCUGCGCUACUCUUACAUCUGCAAUUGAACGGUAUUCAUACAUAAUAAAAAGUAAAUCUGGUGGGCAAUCACGAGAAAGGAAAAUAGUCCCAGGUUCAAAGCGGAGGCGACACAGUGAUGAUACACAAGAUUUACACCAGGGCGCUCUACAGGAGCUUGAAAUACAACUGACAGAACCAUGUGAAGAUUAUCCAUAUUUAGAAAUGGAUGAAAGUUACAGACUGAUCGUUUCCGCGACCUCGAAGUUGGAGAGCGCUUCAAUAUGGGGUAUUAUGCGAGGACUGGAGACAUUUGCACAGAAAUUUUAUUUCUCCGACGAUAUGAACGAAAUCAGAAUAAACGCUUCACAAGUCGACGACUUCCCUCGUUAUCAGCAUCGUGGGCUUCUCCUGGACACAUCCCGCCAUUAUAUUUCUCUGUCGAAUAUAUUGAAAACAUUGGACGCCAUGUCGAUGAAUAAGAUGAACGUCUUUCACUGGCAUAUUGUAGACGAUCAAAGUUUUCCUUACCAAAGCGAGAAAUUCCCUGAGUUAAGUUUGCAGGGCGCCUACCAUUCUUCCAUGGUGUACACUAAAGAAGAUAUCUCAAGGGUUGUCGAAUACGCGCGAGUGCGAGGGAUUAGAGUCUUGCCUGAAUUUGAUGUACCCGGACACACGCGAUCGUGGGGUAACGCGUAUCCCAACAUUCUCACGGAAUGCUACAGAGGGGACGAAGUCAUCGGCCUUGGCCCGAUGAACCCAAUAAGGAACGUAACGUACAAACUGAUCCGCGAUGUCUUCCAGGAGGUACAGACUUGGUUCCCUGACAAAUAUAUACACAUUGGCGGCGAUGAAGUAGAAAUGGACUGUUGGCGAUCAAACCCCGAGAUUCGCGAGUACAUGAGAAAUAACAAGCUGACUGUCGGAGACCUCCACGCGAUGUUCAUGCGGAACACCUUGCCUUUGCUCGCUAAUAACUCUAAGGUUAUAGUAUGGCAAGAAGUAUUCGAUGAAGGCGUGCCCUUAUCAAAUGAUACGCUUGUGCAAGUUUGGAAGUAUUUAUGGAUCGACGAAAUGGUAAAGGUGCUAGAAGCUGGGCACCGCGUGUUGUUCUCGUCGUCGUGGUACCUGGACCACCUAGGCGGCGAGUGGCCCGCGCUGUAUGCCGCCGACCCGCGCCAGAUGGUGCGCGAUGCCACCGGAAACGACGAGCUGCUGCCCGCCGUCGUGGGCGGCGAGGCCUGCAUGUGGGGGGAGAUGGUUGACGACAGGAAUGUCAUCUCCAGAGUGUGGCCCCGAGCUAGCGCGGUAGCAGAGAAGCUGUGGAGCGCGGAGGUGCCGGCGGCCGGGCGCCGUUGGAGGAGUUCGCGCGACGCGCCGCCGCUGGAGGCCUACCGCCGCAUGGAGGAGCACGUGUGCCGCAUGAUCCGCCGCGGGGUCGCCGCGCAGCCCGCCAGCGGACCCGGCUUCUGCUUGCCCUGA